Molecule: messenger RNA, 1240 nt
Organism: Centruroides sculpturatus (bark scorpion)
Lineage: Eukaryota; Metazoa; Arthropoda; Arachnida; Scorpiones; Buthidae
Exons: 6
Coding region: 539-1240 (233 amino acids)
Source: RefSeq, a predicted model, not a curated record
CUAGCGCAAUUGGUUUCGUAAUUAUUAAAUUUAUUUAUAUAUGUGUGUAUAUAUAUAUAUAAAAGGAAAAUAAAUGUAUAGGAUUAAACAUGGUGGAGUGCAGAAAUAAUUUAUUAAAUCUGCGAUAGAAAAUAACGAAGAUAUAUCGGCAAGUAGGUAUCGACGGUGCAAAUAUUUCGGAAAGUAGGUCAAGUGGGUGUCCUCAUUCUACCUUUUAUUUAGCUCAGCGAGUACGAGUAACGAUGCCGUACGCACGUUACUAAAUUUACUAAUACGACGUGUAAUUAUAAAAUAUGUAACACAAUCGAAUCAUCGAAAGGUGGCGCCAAAACUGUGUAUAGAGUUGAAUUGCGCUAUCUCUUUCACGUGUGGCAAUUCAAAUAUUUUAUUUGCGAAACAAAGCAUUAAUUGGUGUUUAAAACGUUAAUUUAACAAAGAAUAGUUAAUUCACGUGACGUGGACUACAUACAAUUUCUAUCCAUUAAAAGCAUUGCCUAAUUUUGAAUGAGAAAGGGUGCUCGUAAGAGGGAGACAGGAGAUGAACUUCGAAUCAAAAGAUAAAUUCGAUAAAGAUGCGCCGUUUAGCAUUAAGAAAGAACCCGUUUGGGAUAAUGAUAUCGAGAUAAAGCAAGAGUUGGAGUUUGAGGAAGUAUGCAGGAAUAUCAAAGCGGAAUGUGAUGAUUGGAAUAUGGUUAAAGUUGAGCAAGAUAUACAGGUUCAAGACUAUAAAAUAGAAUCACAGUUUAAUCUGGAUUUUCUAGAAGGCAUCGAAUCAGAGCCAUCAAAUUUACAAAAUGGACCAAAAAUUCCUGAAAUUACUUCGGAUUAUGAAUUUUCAAGUAUUAAAACUGAUGGAAAUUUAAAUCUUCAGAAUCCUGCAGAAAUAGGUACACUGAUUGGCCAGAAGCAUUCUGAUGAUAGUUGCAGCUUUGAUAUGAAGACAUUUUCUCAACCUGAUGAAAAUAGUGCAUUAUUAUUCUGUACUAAAGGAAACUCUUCUGCUUCUGAAGAAAUUUUACCAGAUACUGAACUUAUUGAUAGUAUAGUCAAAGAGGAAAAUAACAAAGGCAGAUCACCAGCAAAGAUGAUCAUGAGACAAGGACAAACAGCUGCAACUGUAUCUUUUUCCAACAUCCAGAAACAGUUGCAAGCCUUACUGUGGUCUCUGCUAGUCACCUGCCAGUGGUAUGAUAAAAGGCAAAUUUGCAUGCAUAGUGACCACUACAUGUCUUGUCAUUAG